AUGUUCCUUUGGGUUAAAACUCUCGUGUUGCUACUUGCUUUCUUCACGGACCUCUGUUUAAGCCAGACAACACAAUUUGGCCAUCUCCCUCAUAAUUUUACCCUUGCUGCACUGAAUACCACUUUGCCAAAUGCGAAUACGACGGGGGCACCUCUAGUGUUAGGACAAAAUGGCGCUAGCAGUGGAAUAACCUUCUACGUUACAUCGACCUAUGCAUCAUUCCCAUACAACGACUACCCUGCUCUUGGACUUGUAGAUAACGGAUUACGUGCAUACAGUUCGACUGGCCGGUGGAUAACCAAUGCCACUGCAGUGACAAGCGGUGGCACUCUAGGGUGGAUCUCUACCACAAUAUACGCACACCCUGCUCCUCAGAUAUAUUCGGUUGUUCGACUGCCUGGAUAUGAGUACCCGCUUCUAGCAGCGAACGGUUUCCAUAACUUGUGGUCCCUGUGUCCAUUCUCUGGGAAUAGGCCGCAGACGAACAUAGUUUUCAACGUUACGGCAGACGUCCCGCCUCCGCCAUACCUGGGCUUUGACCCAUCUCUUUGUUACGAUGUAGUCAUAACUAUGAUCCCCAUUGAAGACCAUGAAGACCAUGAAGGGUGGUAA
Messenger RNA from Psilocybe cubensis, 612 nucleotides. RefSeq lists its product as uncharacterized. The transcript has 3 exons. Bases 1 to 612 code for a protein of 203 amino acids. The record is from RefSeq and is a predicted model, not a curated record. NCBI's taxonomy places the organism in Eukaryota, Fungi, Basidiomycota, Agaricomycetes, Agaricales, Agrocybaceae.